AUGACGAGCAACUGGGCUGAGAGCUUCAACAACACAACUAAGGAUGCAAGAGGCUUCCCGAUCACUGCUGCUGUAGCAUUCCUGAGGUCCAAAGUCCAGAAGUGGUUUGCUUCACGAAAAGAAAAAGCUGACAAGUGGACGAAACCCCUAGCACCAGAAAUGAGGAGGACUUGGCAUUGCAUUUUGAAAAAGGUUCACCCUGGAAGAACAGUUCUCACCGGUGGCGUAGUGGACUUCCAGGAAAAGAGUUGCACUUGCGGCUUGUUCCAGUGCAUGAAGUUUCCUUGUCCUCAUGCAUGUGCUGCAUCUCAGGAGCGAAGUAUUAGCGUGUACACACUAUGCUCGCCAUAUUACACAACAGAAUAUUGGAGGAGAACAUACGAAGGAACAAUUAUGCCAGUUGGUGACGAGGAUGAUUGGGAAUUACCUGAUGACAUAAAGAACAUGACAGUUGGAGUGCCUGUUGAGAAGCAACCAGUAGGGCGACCCAAGAAGCAAAAGGUUGGAAGAAUUAAGAACAACCGAACUGCUUGUAAUGGUGAAAGGAUUAUCAAAUCACGAAAAUGUAGCAAGUGCGGUGCCACGGGACACAACAGAAGCACUUGCACCUACCGAGGUUUAACAUAA
Cannabis sativa is the source of this 627-nucleotide messenger RNA. RefSeq lists its product as uncharacterized. The record is from RefSeq and is a predicted model, not a curated record. Gene Ontology annotation, molecular function: zinc ion binding. NCBI's taxonomy places the organism in Eukaryota, Viridiplantae, Streptophyta, Magnoliopsida, Rosales, Cannabaceae. The coding region runs from base 1 to 627 and encodes 208 amino acids. The transcript is spliced from 2 exons.